AUGUCGCCGCCGGAUUUCAUUUCAGUCCUGAGAUCUGGGAGGACCUCGUCCAGAACAGACCGACCUGGAGAGGAGAAGUGGAUACCGGUGCUGCCAUCUACAAAACAAAUCGGAUCGCCGCCGCCGCCAAAGCCAAACGAGAGGCCCUCAAAUCACAAGUGCCUCGCCUCCACAGUACCAACCAUCCGCCGCUUCGUACAUGCCCGCGCUGUCAACGCACAUUCUGCGCACGAGUCGGUCUCGUUGGACACCCUCGGAUUCAAUGCGCCAUCAAUUCGACAACGUAUACCUCUUCUCCCACUCUCGCCCCUGCCGCAAACCCCGCACCGAUCGGCACCCCCGUCACCGCCGACGACACUUGCUGUCCCGCCGUCACCGUCCACCGACAUCAUCCGCCCUGCCCCUACCCCUUCAUCGACAUCGGUGGCCUAG
This is a messenger RNA of Spirometra erinaceieuropaei, 432 nucleotides long. The record is from the annotation of a GenBank genome assembly. Lineage: Eukaryota; Metazoa; Platyhelminthes; Cestoda; Diphyllobothriidea; Diphyllobothriidae.